Messenger RNA from Rhododendron vialii, 408 nucleotides. RefSeq names its product ATP-dependent zinc metalloprotease FTSH 11, chloroplastic/mitochondrial-like. Gene Ontology annotation, biological process: proteolysis. Lineage: Eukaryota; Viridiplantae; Streptophyta; Magnoliopsida; Ericales; Ericaceae. The transcript has 3 exons. The record is from RefSeq and is a predicted model, not a curated record. Gene Ontology annotation, cellular component: chloroplast thylakoid. Gene Ontology annotation, molecular function: ATP binding; metalloendopeptidase activity; ATP-dependent peptidase activity. Bases 1 to 408 code for a protein of 135 amino acids.
AUGUCUUACUGUCUUAACUUAGACUGCUUAUCCCACGAAUGGUAUGUCAUGGAUUUGGUAAAUAUUGCUGCUAUUAAGGCUGCUGUCGAAGGCGCUGAGGAGCUAACAGCAGCACAGUUAGAGUUUGCUAAAGACAGGAUAAUGAUGGGUACAGAGCGGAAGACGAUGUUUGUUUCUGAAGAGUCAAAGAAGGAUUUCAUUCUGUUAGCCAUAGCUGAUGUUACCUACGUAUGUUUCCAGCUCACAGCAUAUCAUGAGAGUGGGCAUGCUAUUGUUGCCUUCAAUACUGAUGGUGCACAUCCAAUUCAUAAAGUAACGAUCAUGCCACGUGGAUCUGCUUUGGGAAUGGUUACACAGCUCCCUUCAAAUGAUGAAACAUCAAUUAGUAGGCCUCCACCGGCUUCUUGA